Messenger RNA from Zophobas morio, 360 nucleotides. It is a transcript of the gene MFK3-11, whose product is annotated as cuticle protein 64-like. Lineage: Eukaryota; Metazoa; Arthropoda; Insecta; Coleoptera; Tenebrionidae. The transcript is spliced from 2 exons. The record is from RefSeq and is a predicted model, not a curated record. The coding region runs from base 1 to 360 and encodes 119 amino acids.
AUGCUUAAACUGGUAACUUUUGCUGCUGUAAUUUGCGCUGCUAGUGCUGGCGUCAUUACUACAGGUCUAGGAUUUGGAGACGGUGCUGUAGUAGCUGCAGCUCCGGUCGCUGUUGCUGCUCCUGUUGCUGUGAAAACAGCCUUGGCUACUUCGUAUCAAAACAACAAUCAAAUCAGCCUACAUCCAACUGCUGUUGUUGCCCAAGCCCCUGUUGCUGUGGCCCAUGCUCCUGUUGCUGUAGCUGCCGCCCCUGUAGCUGUUGGUGUUGGCCUUGGGGGAGUCGGUGUUGGCCUUGGAGGAAUUGGUGUUGGAGGAAUUGGUGUUAGUGGUCUUGGUGGAUAUGGCCUUAAAGGAAUUUAA